This is a messenger RNA of Dinoponera quadriceps, 4456 nucleotides long. It is a transcript of the gene Gprk1, whose product is annotated as G protein-coupled receptor kinase 1. The record is from RefSeq and is a predicted model, not a curated record. Gene Ontology annotation, molecular function: G protein-coupled receptor binding; G protein-coupled receptor kinase activity; ATP binding. The coding region runs from base 994 to 3186 and encodes 730 amino acids. NCBI's taxonomy places the organism in Eukaryota, Metazoa, Arthropoda, Insecta, Hymenoptera, Formicidae. Gene Ontology annotation, biological process: protein phosphorylation; G protein-coupled receptor signaling pathway; regulation of signal transduction. The transcript has 14 exons.
CGAUCGUUCGCCUGCCGAUCGUCUACGCUUCCCCCGAGAGCCCACCUCGAGACGCGCAGCGUUGAUCGCGCGAAACGCACACGGGCGUGAUGAGAGGAGUCGCAACGGCGUCGCGGCGUCUCGCGUAAAAUGGGAGCUCGCGUUAGCCAAGUUGAGCGAGGUAGGCCAGCUUCGUCGCGACGCGCAAACCCGUGCGUGCGAGCGGCGAUACUGUGAAAUUGAGAGGAAGAAGAAGAGGAGCUACUGCUCGUGCUGCGACGUUCCGAGAGGAGGAAGGAGGAAGAAAGUGGGAAAGAAGAAAGAGAGAGAGAGAGAGAAAGCAAGAGAGAAAUACACAGUGUGCGUGUGUGUAUGUAUGCGAGAGGGGGCAGAAAGGACAGAGGCGGCGAAGCGGGGACGGAGAUAAACAGAUAGAUAGAAGAGUCUGGCGACGAAGGAGAGGAGAGUGCGGCCGCAAGAGAGCGAACAUCAUCGUCCUCUGGAACAUCGCGCUGCCUCACGGCGACACUAACCUCCGUCGUCGUCGGUCGCUUGCUCACUCGUCGAUCGACGUUCGUUCGCUCUCUCUCUCUCUCUUUCUCUCUCUCACUCAUUCUCGUUCGUUCGUUCAUUCGUCCGUCGGUCCGUCCGUCCUUCGCGGUGAUCUGUCAUCAAUUGGAGAACGAGAAGGCGCGUUCCCUCGGUCGGCCGUUCGAUCGUACGGAAUGCCGCCGCCGCCGUCGUCGCCGUCGCUGCGUUACGCUAAAAAUAUGCGGCAGUAAGGCAACCCGCGAACGGCGGCGGAGCACCGUGUCCGUGGCAGCGAAGCGGCUGUGUCGGCUGCGUGCUAGGUCGCACCCGGAGCCGGUGCCGUAUUAGGAGGAGAAGGAGGCCGAGGAAGACGAAGAGGAACGACAGGGGGAAGGGGGAGUCCGUUCGCCGACGACGACGGCGAAAAGGUGAUCGUCUUCCUCGUAGAUCGAGACCCACCGUUGAAAGGACCCAUCAAGGAAAAUGGCGGACCUCGAGGCGGUGUUGGCCGACGUCAGCUACCUGAUGGCCAUGGAGAAGAGCAAGUGCACGCCAGCCGCCCGUGCCAGCAAGAAGAUCGUCUUGCCGGAUCCUAGCGUGCGGAGCGUGAUGCACAAGUAUCUGGAGAAGAAGAACGAAGUGAACUUCGACAAAAUAUUUAAUCAAAUGUUAGGUUACCUUUUAUUCAAAGACUUCUGCGAGACUGUAGCGGAGGAUCCGAUUCCGCAACUUAGGUUUUACGAAGAGAUCAAAGCGUACGAGAAGCUCGAGUGUCCGGAGGACAGGAGAAAACUCGCCAGGGAGAUUUACGACAACUACAUUAUGAAGGAGUUGCUGGCGCAUUCUCACGAAUACUCGCAGGAGGCGGUGUCACAUGUGCACAAAUAUCUAAUGAAAAACGAAGUUCCAGUCAACCUGUUCGAGCCGUACAUUGAGGAAAUUUUCAAUCACCUGCGAGGGGAGCCGUUUAAGAAAUUUUUGGAAAGGUAUACACAUAACGGUGUUCAAAACACCGACCGGCAAGAUACGCGUAAUUCGGCGCCGAUUUACACCGAAGUACGCGCGAGUCGAUGUGACGUCUGUGUGUCUAAAAAAAAAUGUUCCUAUGUUUCUAGCGACAAGUACACCCGAUUCUGUCAGUGGAAGAACCUCGAGCUGAAUAUUCAGCUGACGAUGAGCGACUUCAGCGUGCACCGGAUAAUAGGAAGGGGCGGCUUCGGCGAGGUGUACGGUUGCCGGAAAGCAGACACCGGCAAGAUGUACGCCAUGAAAUGCCUGGACAAGAAACGCAUCAAGAUGAAGCAGGGUGAAACGUUAGCGCUUAACGAGAGGAUAAUGCUCUCGCUAGUCAGCACCGGGAUGGACUGCCCGUUCAUAGUGUGCAUGACGUACGCCUUUCACACGGCCGACAAGCUGUGCUUCAUACUGGACCUGAUGAACGGCGGCGACCUGCACUACCACCUGAGCCAGCACGGGGUCUUCAACGAGCCGGAGAUGAAGUUCUACGCCGCGGAGGUGAUAUUAGGCCUCGAGCACAUGCACCGCAGGUACAUCGUCUAUCGCGACCUGAAACCGGCGAACAUACUCCUGGACGAGCACGGCCACGUGAGGAUAUCGGACCUCGGAUUGGCCUGCGAUUUCUCCAAGAAGAAGCCCCAUGCGAGCGUCGGCACGCACGGAUACAUGGCGCCGGAGGUGCUCUCGAAGGGCACCGCGUACGACUCGAGCGCGGACUGGUUCUCGUUCGGCUGUAUGCUGUACAAGCUGCUGAAAGGACACAGCCCGUUCAGGCAACACAAGACCAAGGACAAGCACGAGAUCGAUCGUAUGACGUUGACCAUGAACGUGGAGCUGCCGGAGACGUUCUCUCGGGAAUUGCGUUCGCUACUGGAGGGCCUGCUUCAACGGGACAUCAACAAUCGGCUCGGCUGCCGCGGGAACGGCGCGGACGAGCUGAAGGAGCACCCGUUCUUCGGCGGCAUCGACUGGCAGCAGGUGUACCUGCAGAAGUACACGCCGCCCCUGAUCCCGCCGCGCGGCGAAGUAAACGCUGCGGACGCCUUCGACAUCGGCUCGUUCGACGAGGAGGACACCAAGGGCAUCAAGCUGACCGACGCCGAUCAGGAUCUGUACAAAAACUUUCCUCUGGUCAUCUCGGAGAGAUGGCAGGCUGAAGUGGCCGAGACUGUGUUCGAGACAAUCAAUAACGAGGCCGACAAGCUGGAAAAUAAGAAGAAGGCGAAGCAGAAGCAGCACUUUGACGCGGAUGAAAAGGGUUCGGAUUGUAUAUUGCACGGUUACAUAAGGAAAUUAGGAGGCCCGUUCGCGAGCACAUGGCAGACGCGCUACGCGAAACUCUAUCCGAAUCGGUUAGAGUUACACCCGGAGUCCGCGACCAAGCCCGAGCUCGUGUUUCUCGACCAGGUCGAGGAAGUCGGGGCGGACCUCCAGCACGUGAAGGGCGAACAGUGCAUCGUAGUACGUACGAGAGACGCGAAGAUCGUACUUACAAACGCCGACGAGAUAAGCUUGAAGGAAUGGGCGCUCUCGUUAAGAUCGGCGCACAAAUGCUCAAUGGAGAUGCUCGGCAAUAUGGCGAGGAAAGCGGGCAAGAUCUACGGGACUGAGCGGGACCCCGUGAUCCCGGCGACGCAGCGAUCCACGAACGGCAACUAGCCCAUCGUCGGUGUCAAGUGCGACGCACCGUCAUACUCCACCAGUCCCACUGCCCCGCAGCAGCGACAGCAACAACUUUUUUUAUACUAAACGGGUGUAACGGAGGAGAGCAGCGCGCACGAUGGGAGAGAAGCAUUUGAAGGCAGGGCGAAUAUCUCUCCGUCGUAAACGCGGCAAGGCGGCCCGCCCCCUACACUCCCCCUCUCCCGCCCCCUUCCGCGGAGGAAGCAGCAUCGACUCGCCGCUCAGCGACGCGCAAGCGGAUGACGGUGGUCCCUCUCUCUCUCUUGGCACAGACUCGAAGACGCGUGAGAAACGUCCCGUGGAGGAAGUCCCGUUGUGUGUACGGCGGAUAGCGCUGCGCUGUAUCAUAGAGACUUUAGCCAAGUAGUGUUGUAUCGUACAUCGUGCGUACAUGUACGUUCCCAGGGCCACGAGCAGGUAGGCGCGCGCGAACGAGCGUGUGCCCACGCAAACAACAUAUACACAUUCUCUCACACACACACACACACACACACGUACACACAGGAACACACAUCCAACCCGCGGCUCUUCUGGUCACUGGCGCGGCUGCCCGCGCGUAGGCAUCGUUAUAUUUGUACGUUAGCUGUAUGUGCAAUUUGACGUAGCGACUAGCAGCGACCGAGCCCCGAGAAGAGAAGCCCGGCGACGUGAUCGGGCGACGGACAAAAAUUCAAUAUGGGCACGGUGAACACAUCACGGUGAGACACCCGGUAGCGUAUUAUUCUGGUGAUGUUGUACCAGCACCGCGUGGAUCCCAGCAGAUGGGGUGUGCCAGCGGCGGGGGCGGGAAAGUCGUCGAGCUUCUUCUCGGUUUCAAUGCAGCUCGGAACGGUGGUGUGUCCAGUGAGAGAACGAGUUUUCUCGAGAAACAAGUUCUCGAUCAUCGGUCGUCGUGUUUCGAGCCGCGUUUCGGAAGAAGAAAGUCGCGACGGCCUUUCCGUCCAUGACCGUACGCUCGUCGACCGCGCAACGGUUCUUCGCGCGCGCGCGUUCCCUCCGGACGGAGGUGGGAACGCGUCGGACGGUCGGACGAUUGCGAGGGCUACUCCUGGGCUCUCGCGUGUGUAAUCGGUAAUCGUUGUGACGGUGGGCGAAUGACAGUACACGAUGUAAAUAGAGCGCCGCCUCCUUUCAUUAUACUCUUAUCUCAGGUUUCACCUGAGAUAAAAAUAUACUUGCGUUUUUCUCGAAUCCUCUGCUGCACCCGUGACGUCGGAUGUGUGUCUCGUAUGCCGUCACUUCGGCU